AUGAACACCCUUGGUCUUUUGUGCGUCUUUGCCGCCGUGGUCAGCUGCCAAGCUGGCUAUCUUGGCUCAUCCGUUGUGUCUCACUCUCAAGCUGCAGCCAUUGCCGUCCACGCUCCGGUUGCGCUAGCGGCCCCCUAUGUCUCCGUGGGACAUCACGAUCCCGUGCCACUGGCGCCUGCUGCGUCCCAGUACCACGCCCAGGACGAGCUCGGACAGUACUCCUUCGGCUACAGCGGCGGCCCCUCCUCCAGGAGCGAGAGCCGCGACGCCUACGGCAACGUGCGAGGCUCCUUCAGCUACGUCGACUCCUACGGCAACGUCCAGUCGCAGCACUACGUCGCCGACGACUACGGCUUCCGCGUGUCGGGCACCAACCUCCCCCGGCAUAAGCGCUCCUACGGCACCUACCCCGCCUCCACUGGCCCCCUGGCCACCGUGUCCCACGUGGCUCCUGUGGUUCACGCUGCUCCUACCUUUGUUUCGGCCGCCUCUCCUCUCGGGGGCUUCUCCUACGGACAUCACGCAGUCCCCUCCUUCGCCAGCUACAGGAGCCACGUGGCCCAUCCCUUCGUGAACGUACUUCGUCACAAGCGCUCCUACGGCACCUUCCCAGCCUCCACUGGUCCUCUGAGCACUGUGUCCCACUUGACUCCUGUGGUUCAUGCUGCCCCUGCGGUGGCCCCUGUGGUUCAUGCUGUGUCUCCUGUGGUUCAUGCUGCUCAUGCCGUGGCCCCUGUGGUCCAUGCUGCUCAUGCUGUGUCCCCUGUGGUCCAUGCUGCUCAUGCUGUGGCCCCUGCCUUUUCUCCCACUUACGAGCUUCCCCUAUGGACACCACAGAGUUCCAUCCGUCACCAGCUACAGGAGCCACUUGGCUCACCCUCUGCUGACCAAAGCUGUGGACUACUAAAAGAAGGCCCAGGUUCUCUUGCUCGUUUGUCCACAACUUGGAUGGACCUUGAUUGCGUGAUAUAUACCGGCGGAGGUGACCGAGGGCCGUCAGACAGCUCCCUCGUGUCGGGUGGGUCCAGUCCUCUGCUGCGUCGCCAUGAACACCCUUGUGAGUGUUGGCUUCAGGGGGCCUUGCACUGCCAAGCUGGCUAUCUUGGCUCAUCCGUUGUGUCUCACGCUCCAGCUGCAGCCGUUGCCGUCCACGCUCCGGUUGCGCUAGCGGCCCCCUAUGUCUCCGUGGGACACCACGCUCCCGUGCCACUGGCGCCUGCUGUGUCCCAGUACCACGCCCAGGACGAGCUCGGACAGUACUCCUUCGGCUACAGCGGUGGCCCCUCCUCCAGGAGCGAGAGCCGUGACGCCUACGGCAACGUGCGAGGCUCCUUCAGCUACGUCGACUCCUACGGGAACGUCCAGUCCCGAUCCUACGUCGCCGACGACUUCGGCUUCCGUGUGAUUGGUACCGACGGACUUCGGCACAAGCGCUCCUACGGCACCUACCCCGCCUCCACUGGCCCCCUGGCCACCGUGUCCCACGUGGCUCCUGUGGUUCACGCUGCUCCUACCUUUGUUUCGGCCGCCUCUCCUCUCGGGGGCUUCUCCUACGGACAUCACGCAGUCCCCUCCUUCGCCAGCUACAGGAGCCACCUGGCCCACCCCUUCGUGAACGUGCUUCGUCACAAGCGCUCCUACGGCACCUUCCCAGCCUCCACUGGUCCUCUGAGCACCGUGUCCCACGUGACUCCUGUGGUUCACGCUGCCCCUGCAGUGGCCCCUGUGGUUCAUGCUGCUCAUGUUGUGUCCCCUGUGGUUCAUGCUACUCGUGCUGUGUCUCCUGUGGUUCAUGGUGCCCCUGUGGUCCAUGCUGCUCAUGCUGUGUCCCCUGUGGUUCAUGCUCAUUCCGUGGCCCCUGCCUUCUCCCCACUUACGAGCUUCCCCUAUGGACACCACAGAAUUCCAUCCGUCACCAGCUACAGGAGCCACUUGGCUCACCCUCUGCUGACCAAAGCUAAGGACCUGUCGCUUGCUCCAUUAAUCUAUAUCGGGAGCCUCGGCGGCGGCGAUGGCUGCUUCAUUGUAGGCUUUGAGGAAAGCUGCCUUGGCCGCAGCGACCUCCGGGGUGUCCCUGACGGGCUGGGGCGUCGGCAGGGGCUCGUAGACGGGGGUGGCAGCUCCGCCCGCGGGGACCUCGGGCGCCCGCGGGAGGUUCGUUCCCGUGACGCGGAAGCCGAGCUCGUCGGCGACGUAGUGCUGCGUCUGCGUGCGGCCCUCCUCGUCCACGUACGAGUAGGACCCGCGCACGGAGCCGUCGGCGCCGCGGGUCUCCGACCGGGCCAGGUCUCCGCCCGUGAAGCCGAAGGCGUACUGGCCGUACUGGUCCACCGCUUGGUACUGGGACUCGAUGGGCUGGCGCAGCGGGUUGGUAUUGGGCCGCUUGGUACUGAGAGUCGGUGGCCUGGUACUGAACCGGCUGGUAUACAGGCUUCGCCGAUUCGACCGGAGCCUCAGUUGGCUGGUACACCGGCGGAGAAGCAACGCCCGACUGGUAGUAAGAGGAGAGCGGCGCGUAGGAUCGGGGGGCGACGGCGGGCACAGGCUGGUACGCUUGGUAGCCUGGGUAUUGAGGAAACAAGGGGUUUAUGUGCAGACUACAUGAUCAGUAUUGAAGAAUUAUGCAUUCCAGAAACCGGAACUACACUUGCACAACAUAAUGUGACCGAGGGCCGUCAGACAGCUCCCUCGUGUCGGGUGGGUCCAGUCCUCUGCUGCGUCGCCAUGAACACCCUUGGUCUUUUGUGCGCCUUUGCCGCCGUGGUCAGCUGCCAAGCUGGCUAUCUUGGCUCAUCCGUUGUGUCUCACGCUCCAGCUGCAGCCGUUGCCGUCCACGCUCCGGUUGCGCUAGCGGCCCCCUAUGUCUCCGUGGGACAUCACGAUCCCGUGCCACUGGCGCCUGCUGCGUCCCAGUACCACGCCCAGGACGAGCUCGGACAGUACUCCUUCGGCUACAGCGGCGGCCCCUCCUCCAGGAGCGAGAGCCGCGACGCCUACGGCAACGUGCGAGGCUCCUUCAGCUACGUCGACUCCUACGGCAACGUCCAGUCGCAGCACUACGUCGCCGACGACUACGGCUUCCGCGUGUCGGGCACCAACCUCCCCCGGCAUAAGCGCUCCUACGGCAGCUACCCCGCCUCCACUGGCCCCCUGGCCACCGUGUCCCACGUGGCUCCUGUGGUUCACGCUGCUCCUACCUUUGUUUCGGCCGCCUCUCCUCUCGGGGGUUUCUCCUACGGACAUCACGCAGUCCCCUCCUUCGCCAGCUACAGGAGCCACGUGGCCCAUCCCUUCGUGAACGUACUUCGUCACAAGCGCUCCUACGGCACCUUCCCAGCCUCCACUGGUCCUCUGAGCACUGUGUCCCAGUUGACUCCUGUGGUUCAUGCUGCCCCUGCGGUGGCCCCUGUGGUUCAUGCUGUGUCUCCUGUGGUUCAUGCUGCUCAUGCCGUGGCCCCUGUGGUCCAUGCUGCUCAUGCUGUGUCCCCUGUGGUCCAUGCUGCUCAUGCCGUGGCCCCUGCCUUUUCUCCAAUUACGAGCUUCCCCUAUGGACACCACAGAGUUCCAUCCGUCACCAGCUACAGGAGCCACUUGGCUCACCCUCUGCUGACCAAAGCUGUGGACUACUAAAAGAAGGCCCAGGUUCUCUUGCGUGAAUGCAAACGACAUUAAUUUCAGGACAAAUUAAUAUAUCAAUAAACGAUGGACUCAACUCAA
Messenger RNA from Penaeus indicus, 3717 nucleotides. RefSeq lists its product as uncharacterized. The record is from RefSeq and is a predicted model, not a curated record. The transcript has 9 exons. Bases 1 to 3630 code for a protein of 1209 amino acids. Gene Ontology annotation, cellular component: chitin-based extracellular matrix. Gene Ontology annotation, molecular function: structural constituent of chitin-based larval cuticle. NCBI's taxonomy places the organism in Eukaryota, Metazoa, Arthropoda, Malacostraca, Decapoda, Penaeidae.